AUUGUAUGAUCAUUAUCACUUUCACUUUGUUUAUAAUCUUAUCUAUCGUUAAAUUAGUAGUAAUGAUAUAUGAUAUCUAAGAUAUAAUUUGAAUAUUUGUUUUGUGUAUAUUUUAAAGCAAUUGCUGUUAUACUGACAUGUCGUUAUCUAUUGAAAAACAAAUUGAAUUAUUAUUAGCUGGUCAUCCAUUAGAAAUUGGUGACACGCAUGAUAGUACCCAUGCGGUACAAGAUGAAAUAGGAGGAAAAGGAACACCUAGUACUUAUAUACCAAUUUGUCAAAAAACUGUAACAUACAUUGUUGCUGCUGUAGUGAUAAAUAAUCAAGGGGAAGUAUUAAUGAUGCAAGAAGCAAAAGCUACUUGCAGUGGAAAAUGGUAUUUACCUGCUGGUCGUGUUGAACCUAAUGAAAAUUUAUUAGAUGCUGUUAAAAGAGAAGUCUUAGAAGAAACAGGGCUUACAUUAGAUCCAGAAACAUUGAUACUAUUAGAAUGUGCAACUGGUUCAUGGUUCCGAUUUGUAUUUACUGGCAAAAUAACUGGUGGUAAAUUAAAAACAUUAGAAGAAGCAAAUAAAGAAUCGCUGCAAGCAUGCUGGGUGAAUAAUGUAAAUGAUCUGUCACUCAGAUCACAUGAUAUUAUAUCUUUGAUAGAAAGAGGUAAAACUUAUGUCACAAAUAAGAAUAUUCCACAACAUCCAUAUUUAAUGCCAAUUAGUACACCGUUGUCCAAAUUAUUAUUGCGGCUAACAAUCACUUCGAAAAAAAGAUCAACGAAUAAAUUGCAUGUACUUGUAUCAGAUACCAUGCCAUUCCAUUUACCAAUUUGUGAAAUUAAUCCACAUCGCAACCUCCUUUCUACUUUACAUAACUUUAUGAAGGAAUUAUUUGGAAAUGGAGUUGCACAGCAUAAACCACAUGGCAUACUUUCCUUAGAAUUCAGUGGAGGGCAAGGAGGAGAUGGACUUUGUUUAACAUUAUUAGUAUCAUUCAAGUUACCUGUGGAAGAUGUACCUGCUACAGGAAAAUUCAUUUGGCAUGAGCUACCUGAAAAUCUUGCUACAAGUAUUACUUAUCGCUUACCACGAAACAUGACAGUGCCUUUAAAUGUUAUACAAUGAUCAAAUAUUCAUAGUUAGUGUACAAGUGAACAUUAGGUGUGCAUAGCAUAAUUGCAUUUCAAAUUUUAUGUAUGAGAAAUUUUGUUAAUUUUUCUUUUUCUAAAAAAUGAGGUAAAAAAUU
This is a messenger RNA of Bombus terrestris (buff-tailed bumblebee), 1239 nucleotides long. Its product is annotated as 8-oxo-dGDP phosphatase NUDT18. Gene Ontology annotation, molecular function: 8-oxo-GDP phosphatase activity; magnesium ion binding; 8-oxo-dGDP phosphatase activity. The record is from RefSeq and is a predicted model, not a curated record. Lineage: Eukaryota; Metazoa; Arthropoda; Insecta; Hymenoptera; Apidae. The transcript has 4 exons. The coding region runs from base 138 to 1118 and encodes 326 amino acids.